Molecule: messenger RNA, 2643 nt
Organism: Penicillium maclennaniae
Lineage: Eukaryota; Fungi; Ascomycota; Eurotiomycetes; Eurotiales; Aspergillaceae
Product: coatomer subunit beta'
Exons: 8
Coding region: 1-2643 (880 amino acids)
Biological process (GO): intracellular protein transport; intra-Golgi vesicle-mediated transport; retrograde vesicle-mediated transport, Golgi to endoplasmic reticulum
Cellular component (GO): COPI vesicle coat
Molecular function (GO): structural molecule activity; protein binding
Source: RefSeq, a predicted model, not a curated record
AUGCGGCUCGACGUUAAGAGGCAGCUCUUUGCCCGCUCGGAGCGGGUGAAGGGCAUUGAUUUCCACCCCACGGAGCCAUGGAUCUUGACAACCUUGUACAGUGGUCACGUCUACAUUUGGUCAUAUGAGACGCAGUCCAUCAUCAAGACUUUCGAACUCACCGAUGUCCCCGUUCGCGCCGGUCGAUUCAUUGCGCGGAAGAACUGGAUUGUUUGCGGUUCAGAUGACUUCCAGCUCCGUGUCUACAACUACAAUACCUCCGAAAAGAUCACAUCCUUCGAAGCACACCCCGACUACAUUCGCUCAAUUUGCGUCCACCCGACCCAACCAUUCGUCCUCACCGCAAGUGAUGACAUGACAAUUAAGCUGUGGGAUUGGGAGAAGGGUUGGAAGUGUGUUCAGGUCUUCGAGGGCCACAGCCAUUAUGUGAUGGGAAUGUCCAUCAACCCCAAAGAUACCAAUACUUUUGCUUCGGCGUGUCUGGACCGGACGGUGAAGAUCUGGAACCUUGGCUCUCCUCACGCCAAUUUCACCCUGGAGGCUCACGAGACCAAGGGUGUCAACCACGUCGAUUAUUAUCCUCACGCUGAUAAGCCCUACCUCCUCACAACCUCGGAUGACAAGACAGUCAAGAUUUGGGACUACACCACCAAGGCGCUCAUUGCCACUCUCGAGGGCCACACCAGCAACGUCUCGUUUGCUUGUUACCACCCUGCGCUUCCUGUAAUUAUCAGUGGUUCAGAAGAUGGCACAGUCAAAAUUUGGCACGCCAAUACCUACCGGUUGGAGCAGUCACUAAGCUAUGGCCUGGAGCGGGCAUGGUGUGUUUCUUACCAGCGUGGUGGACAAGGAAUCGCAGUUGGUUUCGAUGACGGUGCCGUUGUUGUGAAGAUGGGUCGGGAAGAGCCUGCCGUUUCAAUGGAUGGAUCUGGCAAGCUCAUCUGGGCCAAGCACAGUGAAGUUGUUUCAUCAGUCAUCAAGGGCGGCGAUGCUAGCUUGAAGGACGGCGAGCCUCUCUCUUUGCCCACUAAGGACUUGGGUACAUGCGAGGUGUACCCGCAAACCCUUAGUCACUCGCCCAACGGACGCUUCGUCUCUGUCUGCGGCGAUGGCGAGUAUAUUAUCUAUACCGCUUUGGCGUGGAGAAAUAAGGCCUUCGGUCAGGCUUUGGAUUUCGCUUGGGGCUCCAAGGAUAACAGCAACGAUUACGCUAUCCGCGAGUCCGCGACGAGUGUCAAGAUCUUUAAGAACUUCAAGGAACAGAGCGGUGGCCUUGAUGUUGGAUUCCAAGCAGAGGGUCUGACUGAUGGUGUUCUCCUUGGUGUCAAGGGCCAGGGUGGUAUUGGUCUCUUUGACUGGGAGAGCGGCUCGCUAGUCCGGAGAAUUGAGGUUGAUCCUAAGAACGUUUACUGGUCUGAGUCCGGCGAGUUGGUCGCACUUGCUUGUGAGGAUGACUUUUACGUCCUCCGCUACUCUCGCGAGAACUACAUUAAUGGCCUGAACAAUGGCGAGGCUGACGAGGAUGGUGUCGAAGCUGCCAUGGAGCAUGUUGCUACCAUUAAUGAGUCUGUCCGGACUGGUGAAUGGGUUGGCGAUUGCUUUAUCUACACCAACUCUACCAACCGCCUGAACUAUCUUGUCGGCGACCAAACCUACACCAUCUCCCAUUUCGACCAGCCCAUGUACUGCAUUGGCUAUAUUCCCCGCGACGGUAGAAUCUACGUGGCCGACAAGGACGUCAAUGUCGUCUCUUUCGGCUUGUCUCUCAGUAUGGUUGAGUACCAGACCGUUGUCCUGCGUGGCGACAUGGAUAUGGCCGCUGAGCUGCUCCGUGAUGUGCCCCAAGAUCAAAUGAACAAGAUUGCACGAUUCCUCGAGGGACAAGGCUACAAAGAACUGGCGCUUGAGGUUGCCACAGACCCUGAGCAUCGCUUUGACCUAGCUUUGUCGCUGAACGACCUCGAGACUGCUCACCAGAUUGCGCGCGAGGCCAAUGCGGAGCACCGCUGGAAGCAGGUCGGUGACGCCGCCCUGGCUGGCUGGAACCUCGCCCUCGCCCAGGAGUGCUUCACCAACGCCAAAGACGUUGGCUCCCUGCUUCUCUUGCACACUGCCAGCGGCAACCGGGCAGGUCUCAAGGCGCUUGCCAUCCAGGCCUCCGAGUCUGGCCUGCAUAACGUCGCCUUUUCCACUCUCUGGUCACUGGGAGAUGUCGAUGGCUGCAUCGACCUUCUCGUUGCGACUAACCGUAUCGGGGAAGCCGUCCUCUUCGCCCAAACAUACAAGCCCUCCCGUGCCCCCGAACUGGUCGUCCAGUGGAAGAGCUCCCUUGAGGGAACCGGCAAAACCAAGGUCUCCCGCCUGAUUGGUGUUCCUCCUGGUGCCCCUGACAUCGUCUCCACCGACGACGAUCUCUUCCCAGAGUGGGAUGAGUACCUCCGCAUGGAGAAAGAGGGCGUUGUUCCCGAGCCCCCGUCUUCCGAGUCUCUGAUCGACAUCGACGGCGACAAAGAACCCGCAUCCGCAACCAACGGCGGCCCCGAGACCGAGGUUGGGUCUGAAGCCGCGGCGGAAGAGGAAGAGGAAGAGGAUGAGGAUGCCGAGGUCAAGAUUGACGCGGCUGCGUCAGCCGAGGCGGAGUAA